This is a messenger RNA of Hevea brasiliensis (rubber tree), 1796 nucleotides long. RefSeq names its product 3-ketoacyl-CoA synthase 19-like. The transcript has a single exon. Gene Ontology annotation, cellular component: membrane. Gene Ontology annotation, biological process: fatty acid biosynthetic process. Lineage: Eukaryota; Viridiplantae; Streptophyta; Magnoliopsida; Malpighiales; Euphorbiaceae. The coding region runs from base 82 to 1560 and encodes 492 amino acids. Gene Ontology annotation, molecular function: acyltransferase activity, transferring groups other than amino-acyl groups. The record is from RefSeq and is a predicted model, not a curated record.
GAAUUUUCUGUUGAAUUAGCCUUUGAGAAAAGGGUUCUUAUAUAACUCCUACCUACUCUUGAUCAUAAAUGUGUUUCAUCUAUGGAGUAUUAUAUAAUGUUUUGCCAAUGCUGUAUAUUUUCUAUCUCUCAUCCAACACUUCUUGUCCUAUACACAUUGCAAGAACCCAUAUCUUUCUAUUGCUCUUUCUCUGCCAUGGAGUCUUUGUUCGCAAUCUGCAUUCUACCUAUCCUCUACGUCACCGUCUACAUCUGUAAAUUGGCUUUCGAGAAGAGAAACCAGACUUGCUAUAUGCUACACUAUGAGUGCUUCAAGGCUACCGAGGACAGGAAACUCGAUGUAAGAUCCAGUGCCGAAAUCGCAAUGAGAAACAAGAAUCUGGGUCCUGAAGAAUUCAGAUUCCUGGUACGUACUAUUGUUAGUUCUGGGAUUGGAGAAGAGACUUAUGGCCCAAAAAAUGUCCUAGAGGGAAGAGAACAAUCACCUUCUCUUCUGGAUGGAUACUCGGAGCUGGAUGAAGUCAUUUUUAGUACGCUUGACAGGCUCUUUGCCAGGACAGGAGUUUCUCCUUCAGAAAUUGACAUAAUUGUCACUACUGUUUCUUUAUUCACCUCGACUCCGUCUCUAACAGCUCGGAUAAUAAACCACUACAAGAUGAGAGAGAACACAAAGGUUUACAAUCUCACCGGAAUGGGUUGCAGUGGAAGCAUAGUGGGGAUCGAUUUAGUCCAGCAAUUGUUUAAGUCCCAAAAGAAAUCGUUUGCUAUUGUCGUGAGUACCGAGUGCAUGGGCCAACGUUGGUACCGUGGGAAAGACAAGUCCAUGAUGCUUUCCAACGUUCUGUUUCGUUCUGGUGGCUGCUCAAUGCUCUUGACAAAUAAUACAGAUCUAAAGAAUAGAGCAAUCUUGAAGUUAGAUUAUCUGGUUCGUACCCAUCUAGGCUCAAGCGAUGAGGCUUAUGGUAGCUGCAUUGAAGUAGAGGAUGAGCUUGGUUACAAAGGUGUUCACCUCUCCAGAAGCCUGAAAAAGGUAGCUGCAGAAGCUAUAACCAUGAACCUCAAAGCGCUACUGCCUAAAGUGUUGCCACUGUGGGAAAUACUCCGCUAUAUAAUAGCAUAUAACUAUGGAAAUAGAGUGAUCAAAAAGCCAAAUUUAGGUAUCAAUCUGAAAACUGGAAUCAAGCACUUCUGUGUACAUACAGGUGGAAGGGCGAUUAUAGAUAAGGUAGGUGAGAGCUUAGGACUGAAUAGUUAUGAUCUUGAGCCAUCUAGAAUGGCACUCUAUCGGUUUGGAAACACAUCGUCUGCUAGCUUGUGGUAUGUGUUAGGGUACAUGGAGGCCAAGAAAAGGCUUAGGAAAGGAGAGAAGAUACUAAUGAUAAGCCUCGGAGCAGGUUUUAAGUGCAACAACUGUGUUUGGGAGGUUAUGAGAAACUUGGGGGAUACCAAUAUCUGGAAAGGCUGCAUUGAUCGUUACCCUCCAAAUAUCCAUGUGAACCCUUUUAUGGAGAAGUUAAGUUGGGUUACAGACGAAUGUCCGGACUUUGCCAGACUUGGAUAGAAGCUAUAUAUGCCUGUAUGUGCGUGUGUAAUGAAUGCUUUUGCGGUAAGAAGCAAAGUUUAAUCAUAAUAUGUAUGUUGCACUUUGGUUCAGGAAUAAUUCUGAAGUUUCCUUGAUUGGAUUGGAACGCUAAAAUAAUAUUGGGAAUGAUUGUUUUCUCAAAAACUUAUAAUAAAUUUUCUGUAUCUUGUACCAUAUUAAACUGAGUUUAUACAUAGCAUCUUCAUUUUAUUUAA